AUGAAUCCCCUUUCUAUACCUAUAUCUACGUCUACAUCGCGUUCAGUCUCACCUAGAGGUAUACCUGCUUCAGCUACAGCUUCGACUUCAAGGAAAACGACCUGGCCAUUGGAAAUCGAGGAAAACGACAUUGAAUCAUCAUCUUCCACUCACCUCAACGUACCUUCCUUAAUAGCGACAACCUCAACAUUUACAUCGAACUCUUCGAACCCAUUGUCCCUGUCUACUUCGCGCGGUGUCAAACGUACGACCCGAGAUACGACUUCACCCAAAAGGACAAAACGUAUACGCGAAGCUACACCUGUUGAGGAUGGCUCCACGCCAAAUCUUGUAGAUGCAACGGGUACCUCAUCUUUCCAGUUUCUGAAUGCUUCUGCGCCUACUACGGCUAUUGCCGGACCGAGCUCAUACGUGCAGGAAGAUGUGGUGGUAGAGACGAGCGAGAAUGGUGAUGGUGAAGAGGACAGUAAGAGCGUUUUGUUUUCUGAACAAACAGGGAAGACGGAAUUGAUAGAAGGUGAAUGUGAAGGGGAUGAGACGAUAAUACAACAGGAAGAGGACGAAGGGGCAGAUGAUUACACGGUGGAAGGUGAAGGACAGUAUGAUGAAGAGCAACAAUAUGACCAGAAUGAGGAAGAAGGGGAAGAAUUUUUAGUGGAAGAGCAAUAUGAACCUCAAGAUGAUCCUUCGGUCGACGACGAAGGAGAGGCAUCUACCAACUCACGUCCAUUGACUAUCGAUCUCAGAAAAGUCAUGCCUCCCCCGCCGACAGAUAUAAUAUCGAAAUCGAAAUCAAGAUCGACUUCAUCUUCACAUCGUCAGUCAUACGGUUCGAACAUGGUCAAUGAUACGAUGACUCAAGUCAUCGAAGGUUCCUCUUCCAGACAGAGGCAGAAUACAAACCAUAAUAUCAACGACCAUCAUUCGUUCGUCGAUCUGAACGAUCAAGUUUACUCAGAUAAUGUAGAAGAACAUCAAGGAGGAGAGGAAGAAGGAAGCGGAUCACCUGAGAGUUAUCAUUCGGGUGAUUCAGACGAGUAUGAGAUGGAACAUAGACCGGUAUUGGAACGAACAGCGAUCAAAAGGGAUAUAAGAAGUUUUACAGAGAGCUUGACCGUACUGAGAGAAGGUGUAGAUGGGUAUUUACCAUAUAAAGUGGUUGAUAGGUUAGGGGAGGGUACAUUCUCAUCCGUCUAUUUGGCAUACGAUUGCUUGAACCGCACUUACGCGAAUGAAUACUGGUCUGGAAUCCCUGAUGAAGAUCAAGAUGAAGAUACGAACGAACAGCAACCGGCAGUCAAGGUUGCUUUGAAGAAGAUCUUGGUGACCAGUAGUCCAGCUAGGAUAGAAAAUGAAUUAGCAAUCCUUGAAGCAUUAAGAGGUUGCCGGAAUGUCUCGCAACUCAUCAGUGCAUUUAGAGAAGAAGAUCAAAUCAUCAUUGUACUACCCUUUCAUCGGAGUGAUGAUUUUCGACAUUUCUACCGACACAUGGACCCCCCGCACAUCCGAUCGUACCUUCAAAGCUUAUUCCGAGCCUUGAAAGAUAUACAUAAACGAGGGAUAGUCCAUCGAGAUGUCAAGCCUGCUAAUUUCUUGUACGAUUACGAAACGGGACAAGGUGUCUUGGUAGAUUUCGGAUUGGCGGAGAGAUACGUCCCACCGAGGAAACCGACUUGUCAACAUGCUCCUGCAACUAUCAGCUCAUUGCAGGGAUCAAAAAUCAAAACUGGGGAAACGUCAGUAGUGGAACAAGCUGUUUACGAUGCGAGGAAGAGAUCUAGACAAGGUGAAGGUAGAAUUGGUUUCCCACAUGAGGACAAGAGGCCGACGAUCAAGACUAAUCGAGCGGGAACAAGAGGUUUUAGAGCACCAGAAGUAUUGCUCAAAUGUCCUGAUCAGACUGUUGCAAUCGAUAUUUGGUCCGCUGGUGUGAUGCUUUUGUCGAUUUUGACUCAUAAAUUUCCGGUAUUCAAUUCGAGCGAUGAUAUUGAGGCUUUAAUGGAAAUUGCUGCUAUCUUUGGAAGAGCAGCGAUGGAACGAUGUGCUCUACUUCAUAAUCGAACGAUAAUUUCCAAUGUGCCUACCCUCGACUCUCACCCUUCCUCUCUCGCAUCGUUAGUCAUGAAACUCAAUCCUCAUAUAUACACACCGCAUAUGACCAAUCCUACACCCGAUGAUGCUCGAGAACACAUAGAAGCGAUCGAUCAAGUUAUCGACCUGUGUCAGAAGCUUCUCAGACUAGAUUCGACUAAACGUCUCACUGCUGCUCAAGCUCUCAGACACCCUUUCAUAGCUCCUCGAGAAGGCGAGGAAGAUGAGGAAGAAGGCAGGGAUGAGAUGAUUCAUCCGCAGGAUGGGAAAUGUGGUGAAUUGCAUGAAGUUGAGGAUGGCAGACAUCGAGCCUAUUUCCAUCCUGAUAUGAGAGAUUUACCUUUCGGACAAGGUAUACCACCUACUCGUGAUUCUUUAUGUCCCGAACAUGAACAUUAUCAAGAACGCUUCCAGAUAAACCCACUUGUCACUCGCCGAUGGGUCAACCAGGCUGCCGAAGAUGCAGAUGAGGCGCAAGAAGGAGAUGAGGAAGACUUUGUUGUCGAGAGUGAACCCAUCGACAAGCGAUAUCCUAAUAUCAACGGGAACGGUAUGACCCAACCGUUGAAAGAACGGGAUAUCAACGCUCCUACGAAUCAUGUUCAUAAUGGUUUGACUUACGAUCGGAAAAGGAGAGGGGUCGUUAUUGAGAUGUAG
This is a messenger RNA of Kwoniella mangroviensis CBS 8507, 2748 nucleotides long. RefSeq lists its product as uncharacterized. The record is from RefSeq and is a predicted model, not a curated record. Gene Ontology annotation, molecular function: ATP binding; protein serine/threonine kinase activity. Gene Ontology annotation, cellular component: nucleus. The coding region runs from base 1 to 2748 and encodes 915 amino acids. The transcript is spliced from 8 exons. Gene Ontology annotation, biological process: protein phosphorylation; mitotic DNA damage checkpoint signaling. NCBI's taxonomy places the organism in Eukaryota, Fungi, Basidiomycota, Tremellomycetes, Tremellales, Cryptococcaceae.